UGAUUUUUAUAUGUUGACCUUAUAUGUUGCUAAACUCAUUAGUUCUACUAGCUUUUUUGUAGAUUCCUUAGCAUUUCUUAUGUAGAUAAUCGUGUCAUGGGCAGAUAUUAUUUUGAUCCCCAUUCUACCAUCAAAUAAUGGAGGCCUGGAAAGACAAGGGGACCUGCCUAAGGUCCUACUCUUCAUAAAUGCACAGCCAGGAAUCUGAAGCCUGUGUCUUUCGGGUCCUCCUUCAACGACCUCUCCACACCGUAAGCUAUUCCUCAGUCUUUCAAGCCUCAAGAGAAGAAGCUUAUAUCAGUUACGAUUAUAUUUGAAUGGUUCAAACAAGAUAGUGUAUUUUCCUGUCACUUCAAAGUCUGGAGGUUUUAACUCCAGGACUAGUAUCACAGUUCUGCCCCCUGAAGUCCUCAAGAACCUGUACUCCCUGCUGAUGGCUUCAGCCAUCCCUAGAGCGUGGAGCUGCACCUCAUGGUCCAUCAUAGUGGCCUUUGCAUUCUAGGCAGCAAGACAGAGGAAGGGAUAAACAAGAAAGGCAAAGGUGCACAUUAGUAAUUUUUUCUGGUAAGUUCCAUGAGGCUGGGUCUUAACCUGUUUUGUGCUAUAGUAACAGAUGCCAGAAACUGGAUAAUUUAUAAAGAAAAGAAAUGUAUUUGGUCACAGUUUCCGAGGCUGGGAAGUCCAAGAUCAAGGGCAGCAUCAGGUGAGGGCUUUCUUGCUGCCACAUAAGGUGGUAGAAAGCAUCACAUGGGUGAGAGAGAUGGAUGGGACCAAAUUCAUCCUGUAAGGGCCCUGCUCUCACAGUAAUUAACCCACUCCCUCCAUAACAGCAUUAAUCCAUUCAUCAGGGUAGAGCCCUCAUGAGCUAAUCACAUCUUAAAGGUUCCACCUCCCAAUACUGUUGCACUGAGGAUUCAAUUUCUAACACACAAACUUUGGGGAACAUGCUCAAACCAUAGCAGGCUACCAUGCAGCUCCUCCACUCACCUCUCAUUGGACAGAACCAGUCAGGCCACAUCUAGCUACAAGGAUGUCAGGAAAAUAUCAUCUUUAUUCUGAGCAAUCAUAUCCCAGCUAAAAUUCUUAUUUCUGUGGAAGAAAAGGAGAACAGCUCCUAGGGGAUAUACAGCAAUUUCUGCCACAAGCCUUAGUUAGGAAUCCAGAAAGGAAACCGUUUGAAAAUGAAAGAAGGAAGAAGGUGGAAGAGUUCAAAGCCUGUUGCAUCUUUUUAAAAAUUAUUUUAGGAUCAGGUGAGUCAGCUCUCCUUUGAGUUUUGUCAGCCCAUUAAGUUGACCUGAAGCCAUUUAGUCAUAGGAUAAAGUCAAUUCUCAGAACCCUUUUAUGGUAUCAAAUCUUUGUGACUAUAUUAGACAUGUCUAAUCCAUGGAUGACCUUUCCUUCAUCUGGAAAAGAUAAAAGAUGUCUCCACUCAUUCAUUCAUUAUUCAUUCAUUCAACAGAAAUUGAUGUCUUCUCAUAGAGCUCACAAUUUGCGGAUAGACAGACAAUAGUCAAAUGAUCAUCCAAAUGAAUGUGAAGUCACAAAGGAGCAGUGAGGAUGCUGGCUCACACAGUCGACAAAAGAAGACGUUUUUCUUGGGAGAUGGACAGAAGCUGAAGGACUGGCAUGACAAGGAGGCCAUCCGGAGGGACGCUCAGCGCGUAGGAAAUGGAGAACAAGGAAGACCUUACCCCAUGACCGAUGCUGAGAGAGUGGAUCAGGCGUACCGAGAAAAUGGAUUUAACAUCUACGUCAGUGACAAAAUCUCCUUGAAUCGCUCUCUCCCAGAUAUCCGGCACCCAAACUGCAACAGCAAGCGCUACCUGGAGACACUUCCCAACACAAGCAUCAUCAUCCCCUUCCACAACGAAGGCUGGUCCUCCCUCCUCCGCACCGUCCACAGUGUGCUCAACCGCUCGCCCCCAGAGCUGGUCGCUGAGAUUGUGCUGGUCGACGACUUCAGUGAUCGAGAGCACCUGAAGAAGCCUCUUGAAGACUACAUGGCUCUUUUCCCCAGCGUGCGAAUUCUUCGAACCAAGAAACGGGAAGGGCUGAUAAGGACCCGAAUGCUGGGGGCCUCAGUGGCAACUGGGGAUGUCAUCACGUUCUUGGAUUCACACUGUGAAGCCAAUGUCAACUGGCUUCCCCCCUUGCUUGACCGCAUUGCUCGGAACCGCAAGACCAUUGUGUGCCCGAUGAUUGACGUGAUUGACCAUGAUGACUUUCGGUACGAGACACAGGCAGGGGAUGCCAUGCGGGGAGCCUUUGACUGGGAGAUGUACUACAAGCGGAUCCCAAUCCCUCCAGAACUGCAGAAAGCUGACCCCAGCGACCCAUUUGAGUCUCCCGUGAUGGCCGGUGGACUGUUUGCCGUGGAUCGGAAGUGGUUCUGGGAGCUGGGCGGGUAUGACCCAGGCUUGGAGAUCUGGGGAGGGGAGCAGUAUGAAAUCUCCUUCAAGGUGUGGAUGUGUGGGGGCCGCAUGGAGGACAUCCCCUGCUCCAGGGUGGGCCAUAUCUACAGGAAGUAUGUGCCCUACAAGGUCCCGGCCGGAGUCAGCCUGGCCCGGAACCUUAAGCGGGUGGCUGAAGUGUGGAUGGACGAGUACGCCGAGUACAUUUACCAGCGCCGGCCUGAAUACCGCCACCUCUCCGCUGGGGACGUCGCCGCCCAGAAAAAGCUCCGCAGCUCCCUUAACUGCAAAAGUUUCAAGUGGUUUAUGACGAAGAUAGCCUGGGACCUGCCCAAAUUCUACCCACCCGUGGAGCCCCCGGCUGCAGCUUGGGGGGAGAUCCGAAAUGUGGGCACAGGGCUGUGCGCAGACACAAAACACGGGGCCUUGGGCUCCCCACUGAGGCUAGAGGGCUGCGUCCGGGGCCGCGGGGAAGCCGCCUGGAACAACAUGCAGGUAUUCACCUUCACCUGGAGAGAGGACAUCCGGCCUGGAGACCCCCAGCAUACGAAGAAGUUCUGCUUUGAUGCCAUCUCCCACACCAGCCCUGUCACACUCUACGACUGCCACAGCAUGAAGGGCAACCAGCUGUGGAAAUACCGCAAAGACAAGACCCUGUACCACCCUGUCAGUGGCAGCUGCAUGGACUGCAGUGAAAGUGACCAUAGGAUCUUCAUGAACACCUGCAACCCAUCCUCCCUCACCCAGCAGUGGCUGUUUGAACACACCAACUCAACAGUCUUGGAAAAAUUCAAUAGGAACUGAGCCCUCGUGUCCCCUUGGCAGGCCCUCCCCAGGGUCUGGCACCCACUGCAGCCUUCCUCUUUCAGGGGAGGCAGGGCCUCUGUGGGCACUGGGUGUAAAAGGUGCUGGCCAAAUGGUUCAGGGUGAAGAGGGCUCUUGAUUCAGGGCCUGGGGUCUGCCUGGUCCUUGAACCCCUGAGUUGUGGGGGUAGGGUGAAGAGCAUAUCCCACAAGAGGCCCCACAGGGAGCAGAGCCUGCUUUAAUCCCUGCUGGCCUCACAGAAAAGCAACAGGGCCUUUUCAACUUUGUCACUAUGUCCCCUUGAGCAUUAUGUGGGAGAAUACCAAGGUAGCCUAGGCCACCCAAAAGUGAGUCCUGCAAGGUUGCCCAGCCCUCAGAUGGCUCUCCUACAUGAUGGUGCUUUGGAAAGAAAUGUAAAAUUUGCCUGUUUGGGGCAGCUUUUAGUAUCGAUGUCACUCAUCUGCCGCAGAAGGGAAAGAAGUCCUCUUGGGGCUUUUUAGUUUCUACCGUCCUUGGGGGGGACAUUGCAGUGACUGCCCAGCUUCUGUUCUCUGUCACAGCCCCAGGUGAUUUGGUCUGGUCAAAGGCCAUACUUAGGGUCUUAAGAGUGUUCAAUACUGAAUGCUGAUGAGCUGCCAGGUGAGGAGUCAGAAGAGGGACCCCCCAGACAUUUCUCUGCAGCUGUGGACAUGCGGGAUAUCUCCCUCUGCUCUCUGGGUAUUUGAAAUGUCCAUUUUAGCACUCUCCAGGCACAAGGACAGCCCAGCCACCAGCUUUACAGGGCAGUGUUUCAGAUGGCCCUGAGCCCACAGAAAAGUCCGAGCAGACCUCCAAACUAGAAAAGCUGGCUGAUUUGCCCUGAUCCAUGCUUCCAUUUCCCCGUCUCUCUUCCCCAGGCCUCAAAAGAGGAACAGAGAUGCUGCGAGGUGCUCACCUCACAGGGUCUGGAGGUCUCCAGGAUCAACUGUGGGCAAAGUGCCUGCCUCUGACCUCAUCAUGGUUCUAGUUCUCAUAUAAAACCCCAGAAUUUUUAAAGAACUCUAUAAUUGGAUUGCAAACUAGGAUGCUACAUAGGAUUCUGGUAUCCCACAUCCAAUAUGGAUUUCUAGAAUGCUGUGAUUAAAGGAGCCAGCCGGGUGUAAUACAGUCAAGGCAGCCCCCAGCCUAGAGACAAUCUGUGAAAUCCCAAGUUAGUAGUGUUGGGGAAGCAGGGGGACAUGUGUCCCUCAGCUCAGCAGAGGCUGUGGUACAACAUGGUCCUCGGUGAAGACCUGCACCCCUGGAAUCUCCCACCAUCAUCACAACUGUAGUCUCAUUUCUGUGGAGAAAAGAACCCGAUAUCCCACAGCCAGAUAUACACCCAGCUCCAUGCUGGCCCUUCAUGUUUACCUUUUGCUUUGUUAAUUACAUGUCAGACUCCUGGAGGGCCUCCAGACUAAUAGGAAGCAUUUCUGUAACCAACCUGCUGCCCACUGAUUUGGAAAUGGAAAUUGCAUUCCACUAUCUAUGGCUUCCACCAGCUAGCCCAGGAAAUACUUGAAAUCAGCAUUCCAAUUAGUGUUGAGUCUCUUGAUUGUGUCAUUUACCAAUUAAAUGACUGAGACCUAAGUCUGGGAACAGAGCCACAAAUCUGCCUUUGAGAUGCUGGCGGAUCUCAAGGCCAUCAAUUAUUGGGGGAGGGAGGGACAGACACUCCCAAUCAUCCACCAGUCAGACCGAAUGUGUAGCUGGCAAGGAAUUACUUCCACUUCUGGCCCAGCACAAGCCCUGCUCUGGCCGCCUGUCUGCAAGAGAGGUGGCCCCUCUGCUUGCAGCGCUUACGUGUUGAUCCCAGUGUCCUUUUCCAAAUAAGUGCUGUAGCUUUAGAAGUGGCCCUCUAUAGAAGUCAAAAGAUGAGGCCUCUCUAGAAUCUAGGAUAACAAGAGUGUUGGCAGUUUGAAGAGUUGAAUUGAGAUUCAUCAUCAAAGAGCAAUGCAGUGUCAUUAAAAUAAAAACUGUGCCUUUUAAAAAGAAAAAUGCAAAUAUACAGCAAAUCCCUAAACUUGAACCAUUUCCUAGUGCCUUGCUAGACAAACAUAAAGGGGCAGGGUUGUGGGGAGGGGAACAUUUCUGGUGGCAUGUGCAGUUCCUACUGGAUGAGUGUGUGUUUCUUAGUGUCUAAUUUCAAGCAGGAGAUGUUGAGCCUGGAGCAACAUCUGAGACUGAGAUGUCCCCCAAGGGUGAGAGGCCAGAUUUAUUCCAGUCAGUGCAAGUCACACUCCAAACUAAAGGCUGGGCAGUGCGUUUAGUCUGUGACCUAGAAGGCCUCAUCGGCCCCUGAGAGGAGGCCUUGCAUUACCUCACUGGGACCUGUUUGGGGGCCAUCCCUGCGGUCCACCCUCUGAACCCCAGCAUGUUUGUCCUGUUUUUCACCAUUGGGUUAAGGGGUGCCGAGCACUAGCUAGACUUCCACACAGUCUCACCCCAAAUGGGUGGCAGUGUUCCUGGCAUGACCAGGAUUCCUGUGAAAGCAGGAGUGGCAGCAAGCCGUCCUGGGCCUGCCUUUCCAUCCUUUGGUUCUCCUUUCCAGUCUAGGUUCACACCCUGAAAAGGGAUGGGUGUGUCCUCUGAGCACUCUGGCAUUUGUCAUUGCUGAGUCCACAUCAGUAGGUCCUGGGACUUGACAAAGUAUGCGGGAGGGGAAGGAAGGACAGAACUUGACUGUCUCCGUUUGAUGGACCAACUGAUCAAUUGCCAGUACUAAGCCUCUCAUUGUUAUGGCUUCCUUUUUGAAAACCACCUGUCUCAAGGAUUCAGGUUUCCGCUCAUAUCCCCAGCUGAUACUCAAUAGAACUCAGCCAGGAGCGUAUAGAGAUGCUGACAGUCAGGUGAUGGGUGAGACUGUGGGUCCCUUUUCCUCUAAAGCCUUUACUCUGAAGAUAAGGUCACAAAAUAGGGUGUGAUUGGAAAGUAUCAUGACCACGUGGCCCACCAGCAGCCUUUCCAAAGGGGAACUCCAGAAACAUUUCAUAAUGCAGACAGCACGGUUGCUUUAAGAACAAGGUCUUUGGAGGUGGCUAACCUUGCAGGCACGUGUGUGAAAAGCCAUCCCAUCUUCUGCCUCCAAUUGGAGCUUUCAGCUUUUAAAACAAUCAGAAACUAUUGAUUCUUCCCUUUAGGAAAAAAUCGCUCAGGCAGAACGGGGUACAUCCACAGGAAGAAUCUGACGAGAGGAUGUGACAGUCGGUCCAGGAGAGAAAGAGCGGUUGGUUUCUGUUGAAGAUGUAGCAAAUAGAUUUCCAAAGUCUACAUGACAUUCACUUUUCAAACUUCCCACCAGUUGAAUUUCUUUUUUUUCCCGUAAGAAAUAGGUGAUGUCUUAGAAAACAGCUCCUUGUGUCUCUCUGUGCAUCUCCAUUUUCCUAGUCUCUGGAGUCUCAAAAAGAGUGGCAAAGCCCUUUACAGUAAUAACUGAGGAAUCAGAUUCCCUGUUUCAGCGAUACCUAGUUUGUACAGUUGGGUGAUCUUUUAUAAUUCCUAGGAGGUAAUGCAUUUUUAAUGUUUUCUGAAGCUUUGUAAGUGUGAGAGAGGGACAAGAAGUGCAGUUCUGUUCUGGAAUUCUUUAUUGCUUUCAACGGACACUCUUUGUGAAAAAUCCAAGUAAUAUUUUAGUUCAAACUUGAUCUUGAGCCAAGGCCCACUGCCACCUCUGGGGUGGGAGUUGGACCUACAUACCAAGUGACAAGUUCAUCUUAACAUCUGCUUCCAGAAUGGCUUUGAUUCAGCCGUGCCAGGCAACAGAACAGGGUCAGACUCCUGAUCUGUUAUAUGUUAUCAAGCCAAUAACGGCUUGAAGACUAGGAUCCCAAAGGGGUUGCAGGCAGGGAAUAUUUGGAAAUUCAGACUGGAAUUCCAGGCCGAAAGCUCAAGACCACCAGCCUCUCCCCCUGCCUGGAAAAAUUGAGCCUUUGUGAAAGACUGAUUUACCAUGUACAAUUGUGAUUGUAAACGUUGUUGAGUAAACCUCCAGACUUUCUCUAAA
Messenger RNA from Cercocebus atys (sooty mangabey), 7236 nucleotides. RefSeq names its product polypeptide N-acetylgalactosaminyltransferase 10 (gene GALNT10). Bases 1515 to 3215 code for a protein of 566 amino acids. The record is from RefSeq and is a predicted model, not a curated record. The transcript has 12 exons. Lineage: Eukaryota; Metazoa; Chordata; Mammalia; Primates; Cercopithecidae. Gene Ontology annotation, cellular component: Golgi apparatus.